Morus notabilis is the source of this 1311-nucleotide messenger RNA. RefSeq names its product RNA exonuclease 4. Gene Ontology annotation, molecular function: 3'-5' exonuclease activity; nucleic acid binding. Gene Ontology annotation, biological process: rRNA processing. Gene Ontology annotation, cellular component: nucleus. The record is from RefSeq and is a predicted model, not a curated record. The transcript has 9 exons. NCBI's taxonomy places the organism in Eukaryota, Viridiplantae, Streptophyta, Magnoliopsida, Rosales, Moraceae. The coding region runs from base 58 to 867 and encodes 269 amino acids.
CCUCGUUCGUGCGCUUCCUGUCUUGGAGAGGAGAACUGGAGAAGAAGAAGAAGAAGAAUGGGGAGUGAGCUGAAACAAAAUUCCAACAAGUUACAACUCAACCCCAACUGGGCUAAUCUCCAAAAAAGCCUCACCAGCCAUGGCGGCCCAAAGCCUUCAAAACCAUCUACAGACCAAUCAGAAAUCCCAACAGGCAUAUUAGGGAAACGCAAGGAGAGAUCAGAUAGCAAGCUUGGUGAUAAUCCUCUUACUCCAGUUAGUGAUGACUUUAGUCUAACAGAUGCCGUAGCCAUGGAUUGUGAAAUGGUUGGUGUUGGUCAAGGGAACAGAAGCGCCCUCGGACGAGUUACGCUGGUUAAUAAGUGGGGAAAUGUCAUUUUUGAUGAGUUCGUUCGUCCAAUAGAGCGCGUUGUUGACUUUCGGACACAGAUCAGUGGCAUUCGGCCCCGAGACUUGAGGAAAGCAAAAGAUUUCUGCUUCGCUCAAAAAAGAGUGGCAGAGUUGAUCAAAGGGAGGAUUCUUGUGGGUCACGCAUUGCGCAAUGAUCUCAAGGCAUUGUUAUUAAGUCAUCGAAAGGAGGACAUACGUGAUACAUCAGAAUAUCCACCCUUUCAAAGGGAAGGGCACAGGAGCGCGCUCCGGCAUCUCGCAGCAUCGUUUCUUAAUGUUGAAAUCCAAAGUGGAGAGCAUUGCCCGGUAGAAGAUGCUCGUGCAGCAAUGCUGCUUUAUGAGAAAAACAGAAAAGAUUGGGAAAAAUUGGCUAAAGAUCAAAUAAGACUCAAACUAAAGCAGAAGAAACGCAAGCCAAGAAAGAAAACAAAGCAGAGAGAUGGUUUGCAUGCAGAUGAUGCUACAACCGCAGCCUAAUUAGUGAAUCGACUUCGUUUCGAAGAGUCAAAGUAAAUGAAUUUCGAUUUUGCGGCAGCAGAAGCAAGAACAUGGCGGACACAUCAUGGCUACCUUGAAGUUAUCCCGCCUUCAAAAGAUUGUAGGAUUCGGCGGGAUGAAAUUUGCGAAAAGAGUUGGCAUUUUUUUUUAAAAAUUUUUGUUUUUAGCAAAGGAGGUUGCUCAUAAUCUUAUAGCUUUACCAUUGACUUUUUCAUUCUUUUCAAAUAUUAGUGUUGCAUCCUUAAUAGGAAAAGCUUUCGCUCUAGUUUUUGGUAGCCAAGAAUAUUUUUACUUUAGCAAACCAUUCGAAUUUCUUUGUACCAAAUAGGACCUAAUUUGUAAAAUGAGGGCAAACUCAAAAGAGCUUGAUUUUGUUUCGGUACCAUAGGGAGAGGAGAAAUUGGAUGCAGGAAAAAAGCAAAU